Messenger RNA from Cicer arietinum (chickpea), 2040 nucleotides. RefSeq lists its product as uncharacterized. The record is from RefSeq and is a predicted model, not a curated record. Lineage: Eukaryota; Viridiplantae; Streptophyta; Magnoliopsida; Fabales; Fabaceae. Gene Ontology annotation, molecular function: zinc ion binding.
AUGACUAUUUAUAAAACAAUUGCAAUCCUAUCCAAAAAUCCGAACCAGCCAAUUAGCGGAGGAUUGGGAGAUUACGAUGACGUCAUCGUACACGUAUUCAUUAUCCUAUCCAAAAAUCCGAACCAGUCAAUCAGUGGAUGGUUUGAGGAUUACGCUGACGUCAUCGUACCAGAUUACGCUGACGUCGUCGUACACGUAAGCAUUAUCCUAUCCAAAAAUCCGAACCGGCCAAUCAGUGGAGGAUUUGAGGAUUACGAUGACGUCAUCGUACACGUAUUCAUUAUCUUAUCCAAAAAUCUGAACCAGCCAAUCAAUCCUGACAAUCUUCAAGUGGGGAUGACAUUUCCCACAAAAGAUGUGGCAAUGCAGUGUGUAAAAGAAUAUCAUAUGCACAAUUCUACGAGCUUCGUCGUUGCACAUUCUGAUAGCACUAGAUGGAUUGUCCAUUGUAAAAAUAAAAAUUGUAUGUGGAGGUGUAGAAUCUUGAAUGGAAAGAAAUCAAACAUCUGGAAGAUCACAAAACUAGAAGGGCCACACACAUGCUCAUCAACAAUGGUUUCACAAGAUCACCAACAACUCUCUUCGGCUGUUAUUUGUGAAAGCAUCUUACAAAUGGUAACAGCAGAUCCCACAAUAUCAGUUUCAGUAUUGAUUGCACAUAUACGAUCUCGGUACACAUAUACCACUACUUAUAGAAAGACAUGGAUUGCAAAACAACAGGCCAUUGACAGAAUAUACGGUACUGUUACCGAUAUUGAAGUGGGACCCUUUAUUGAGGAUGGCCAACGAGUUCCUAGCAAAGCUGUCUUUCAUCGUCUCUUUUGGAGUUUCCAACCAUGUAUCAGAGGGUUUGAUCAUUGUAAACUAGUUGUUUCAGUUGAUGGAACAUGGUUAUAUGGGAAGUAUUGUGGGACCUUACUAAUGGCAAUCGCUCAGGAUGGUAAUGGUCAUACCAUUCCUAUAGCAUACGCCAUUGUUGAGGGUGAAACAUCAGAUGGUUGGUUUUUCUUCCUCAGUCGUCUACGAAUGUUUGUCACACCUCAACCCAACCUCUGCUUGAUUUCAGAUAGACAUGAGUCGAUUAAAAGUGAUGUUAGACGUGUAAACAACAAUUGGCAUCAUGUCUUUUGCGUUCGACAUAUAUCACAAAACUUCAUGAGGACCUUCAAAAAUGGGCUAAUGAAAGAUCUUGUAACCAACAUGGGAUACGCUAUGACUCAACCAAGCAUCACAUACUUUAGAAGACAAAUCAGUGAUUGGAGUCAAGAUGCAGUGAAAUGGCUCGACGAUAUUCCAAAGGAGCAAUGGCUACAAGCAUAUGAUGAAGGUAGACGUUGGGGACACAUGACAACUAACCUUUCUGAGUGCAUGAACAAUGUAUUAAAGGGGACACACAAUCUUCCAAUCAGUUCUUUAGUGCAAGCAACAUAUUAUAAAGUGUCUGCAAAAUUUGAAGAAAGAGGGACACAUGCCCAAGCAAUGAUGACAUCGGGUUUGAUUUACUCAAAUACAAUCAUUCAAAAUCUUAACAAGGAACGAGCAAUGUCAAAUUCCCAUGAAGUUGUUAUUCACAAUCGAGCUCAUAGUAUAUUUACAGUUAAGGAGUUGGUUCGUCCACCAAGUGGUCGUACUGUAGGGACAUUCAAGGUAGAUCUCGACAAAAGAUGGUGCGAUUGUGGUGAAUUUCAAGCAUUACAUUAUCCAUGUUCACAUGUCAUUGCCGCUUGUUCGUUUAUUCACCGUGACUACAUGAUGUAUGUGUCUUCUAAGUAUACAUUGCAAUGUAUCUUUGACGUUUACAAAGAAGAGUUCCCAGCAAUUCCUCUUCAAUCAUAUUGGCCAGAAUACAAUGGAAUAGAGUUAUGCCACAAUCCAGCCAUGAGAAGAGAUCCAAAAGGUCGUCCACAGUCUACUCGUAUUCAUACUGAAAUGGAUCAACGAGAGAAAAACACACACCCCAAGAGAUGUGGUUUGUGUCGGAACGAGGGACAUAGCAAGAAUAAAUGCCCUUAUCGUCCUGAUGCUCCUAAUAGAAAUUAG